This is a messenger RNA of Camelina sativa (false flax), 1915 nucleotides long. RefSeq lists its product as uncharacterized. The record is from RefSeq and is a predicted model, not a curated record. NCBI's taxonomy places the organism in Eukaryota, Viridiplantae, Streptophyta, Magnoliopsida, Brassicales, Brassicaceae.
UGACCUUUUACCAACUUUAUUUAUUAAUAAUCAUGCUGAGGGAUAAAAAUUCCAACAGGGCUCUUUCUCAGCAGCUUCUUCAUCUACUUCUUCUCGACUUUAUAAAGGCACUCUUUUGAGUCCCUUUCUUUUCCUCUCUCUCUCUCUGCCUCUCUGUGAGUUUUGAUGGCUAUACUCUCAACAUGUUGGCUAAUUAUAGAAUCCAUAGUGAUUCGAGAUGGUUUCUUGAGAUCGUCUUAUCUGAAACUAUACAUGCACCCUGUUGUUCUGUUUCUUUGUCAACUUCUUAUAUGGCUCUAUCUCUUCUUUUUAUGGCUUCUCCCAUGUUUUCAAACGUUAUACAACGCCUUUUCAUCGGUCUUGGUCACGUUCUCUAAGCUAUUUACUAGUUUUCUCCAAGUCAUUAUGGUUAGAAGGGAGGCUACAUGUACCAUUAAGUCUAGGAAAGAGAUCAAGAAUACCCUUAAUAACUUGGAACUUUCUAGAAGUAUUCAUAAUCCGAUUCCUGCCUUUAGCUUUUCUUUUAAAUAUCAAGUGGAUACUCAAUUAAAAGUUCUUCUAGCUCUGCGAGAAGGCAAGCUUCUUGAAGAGGAAGAGGAAGAGGAAGACGAUUUUUUCUACGAAUUUGAUCAAGAAGGUGUUGUUGAGCUUCUUGAUACGGAGGGCGAGGAGGAAGAGGAAAAAGACAUUGAUGAUGACAUUGAUGACGCUGUAAACAUGGAGAACAAUCUUGAGUUAGAAAUCCAGACGACUAUGCCACUAGAUCAAGAAGAUGAAUAUUCUAUAACCAGUGGUGAAGAAGAAGAAGAUAUCGUAAACUCAGACGUGGAGAAUUAUGAUCUAUCUUCUCUAGUAGCUAGCGAUAGAGAUCAUCCCUCGCCUUCAUCUAUUGCAAGCUUGGAUUCAGCGUGCCAAGAUACAGUUGAGAUAGAGAAUCAAACACAUCGAGUUGUUGAAGAUGAUGAAACUGAUCAAGUAUACAAGAAGUACUGCGAAAGAAUGAGAUGGUAUGACAUACUCAGCCGCGAUAGAACCUAUGGACUAAGUGUGAUCUCGAACCAAAUGACGGCAAGUAGUUUGCGCUCAUGGGGGGAAACGGCAGAGAAGAGGCUAAAACAAAGCAUAGAGAAGGACCUUGAGCUAGUUUAUGUUGCUCAGUCUUGCUUAUCAUGGGAAGCUCUUCAGCAUCAGUACAUUACAGUGAAAGAUAGUUCGAAACCCGCUGGUGGGUUACAUGACAUUAUCUCUAGAGAGUUCCAAAACUUUCAGGUCUUGUUAGAAAGGUUUUUGGAAGAUGAAAGGUGCCAAGGAAAAAGAGUCUUGAGCUUUGUUCAAAGGAGAUUUGAGUUGAUGAGCUUCUUUCAAGUCCCUCGACUCUCAGGAUAUAAUAGAGAGGGACCUCAUGAAGCAGAAGAAGGAAGUCAGGACAAGCAAGUGUUGAAAGCAAUAGAGAGAUGUAUUGAAGUCUUCUAUGACUUUGUGAAAGUAGACAUCAUGAAACCUUUGAUCUGGGAAAGACUUAAAAUCUCUUUGACUAAUUCUCCUCUUAUGGAAUUGGAAGAUCCUAGAGACUUUAAGCUCUUUCUUGACCUUAAAAAUUCACUCCAAAAGAAGGAACACUUGUUGAAGGAGAUCCAACAAGGGAACAAGAAGAAAAUUUGGUUCAAGAAGAAAUCUUCUAACAUGGAAGCAGAUAAGAUUGAGAAAGAUGAACAUUUUAUGUUAGUGAGGUUCAUAACGAUAGAUUUAAAGCUCGUGUCUAGGGUUUUACACAUGUCUUUAGUCUCAUCUUCUCACCUCAAGUGGUGUCAUCACAAGCUCAACAACAUUCACUUCAAUGGUGACAAGAUUUCUAGAACUUUCUCUCCAACUUUAUUCCCAUCUUCUUGAUUUCUUUAAGUUAGGGUUUUCACCA